This is a messenger RNA of Strongylus vulgaris, 1119 nucleotides long. Lineage: Eukaryota; Metazoa; Nematoda; Chromadorea; Rhabditida; Strongylidae. The record is from the annotation of a GenBank genome assembly.
AUGGGAAAGCUCCAGUUGAAUCUAAUCCGAUCUCAUGCCACCGCCUACGGACAACCUUUGCAUCCAUCAAAGGCUAGAAUGCUCUUAGCGCUAAGGAUCAAUGUGUUGGCCAAGGGCUAUAGCGGAAUAUCGCUGGAAAACCUUAAGAAAAUGAUAGCGGCUUUCAAUGGUGGGUUAUCCCAGAAGUUAGUUGGGUGCAGUGGAGAUCUCGCACCAUUAGCUCAUCUCGCACUUGGUCUGUUGGGUGAAGGCAAAAUGUGGAGCCCUAGCACUGGACAAGCUGAUGUGAUCGCUGCUUUGUCUCUUGAUGUUCUUAAAGGGACUACCAGAGCCUAUGAUCCAGAUAUUCACAAAAUUCGUCCCCAUAAGGGUCAAAUUCGUUCGGCUCUACGGCUUCGUUCACUGCUACAUUCAGAUGCGAAUCCAUCUCAAAUAGCAGAAUCGCAUCGAAAUUGUGGUAAGGUUCAGGAUGCAUAUACUUUGCGAUGUGUGCCGCAGGUGCAUGGAAUUGUUCACGACACAAUCGAAUUUGUUCGUGAAAUUAUCACAACAGAAAUGAAUUCUGCUACCGAUAAUCCGCUAGUGUUUGCGGAUCGAGAAGAAAUCAUUUCUGGAGGAAAUUUCCAUGGAGAAUAUCCAGCAAAGGAAGGGAGGAAUCAUGUCUCCGAAAAUAAAGUCCUCUGCCAUCCGUCAUCUGUUGAUAGUAUUCCCACUAGCUGUAAUCAAGAAGAUCAUGUGAGUAUGGGUGGUUUUGCUGCUCGCAAAGCCCUUACGGUAGUCGAGCAUGUCGAAGCAGUGCUCGCCAUGGAACUUUUGGCCGCGUGCCAAGGAAUUGAAUUCUUGAAACCGCUUAUUUCAACGGCACCAUUGAACAAAGUGUAUCAGCUGGUUAGGACAGUAAGCGCGCCUCUGGUUGAGGAUCGCUUCCUACAACCGGAAAUCGAAGCUAUUUGGGAAUGUGUGCAGCCGCAUCUGAAAACACUACGAGAGAUGGAAGAACUUGAUCCGGAUGCAUUGCGAAUUGACGCAAAGACACCGACGGGAAUCGUGAUGUCGGAACGAUUGGAUUCGCCAGAUAAUUCGUGUGGAAUAAGCUCAGAUGAACAUGAACAACACUGA